UUCAGUUAAAUAGACCAAUGCGAUGUUUUCCAUUCCAUGGAAGAAUCACCAAUUUACCUUUGGACGGUAAAAAAAAAUAUUUUCCAGGAAAAGCAUCCUCAUCUAACCGUCGCCUCUCAUGCCUGUGAUCAUAUGACAAAGUGGCAGUAUUAAUUGCGGGACUGAAUGGCGCCGUCAACUCUGAUUGCCGCAAUUUUUUUAGUAAUGUAUCUGACAUGUCUAACAAGUCUCGCCAGUCAUGCCAGUGGGCAAAGUACAUCCUCGAAUACCAUUCGUCUUGUGAAUGGUAGCAAUGAUCUACAGGGCCGAGUGGAGGUGUUAAUAGAUGGCAUUUGGGGGACAGUCUGUGAUGAUUAUUGGAAUCUUAAUGAUGCUCAUGUCGUGUGUCGUCAGUUGGGCUAUGUAAGAGGUCUCUCAGCAACUGGGUCUGCGCAGUUUGGCCGUGGAACCAUCCCAAUCGUUCUAGAUGAUGUAAAAUGCAAAGGAUCAGAAAAACAGUUACAAGAUUGUCCUGCAAACAGAGAAAACAACUGUAACCAUGGUGAAGAUGCUGGUGUCAAAUGCACAACUAUAACUUCCAGUGAGAUUGUUCUUGUUGGCGGUAGCAGUGAAGAGGAAGGCCGAGUAGAGGUCUUUGUAAACAAUGCUUGGGGAACUGUCUGUGGUGAUGAUUGGGAUCUAACUGAUGCAACGGUGGUAUGUCGUCAGUUGGGCUAUAAUUACGCAGUAUCAGCUUUUGGUUGGGCUCAUUUCGGUGAAGGGAAAGGUGAAAUUGCUCUGGAAAAUGUUAACUGCUCAGGACAAGAAAGCAGGUUGCAAGACUGUAGAUCAUCACCCUACAAGUACAUGUACCACUGCGGCCAUUGGAGAGAUGCUGGAGUCAUCUGUACAGGUGGGCUUGGUACAUCUGACGUACGGCUUGCAGGAGACAAUAGCAGUGUUCAUGGCCGAGUGGAGGUGUUUAUCAAUGGUGUCUGGGGAACAGUUUGUGAUGAUGACUGGGAUUUGAAUGAUGCAAGAGUUGUAUGUCGGCAACUAGGCUUUGUGGAUGCACUUUCUGCUGUUGGAUCUGCAGAAUUCGGGCAGGGCAGUGGAGAUGUAUUUUUAGAUAACCUGGCAUGUGAUGGGACAGAGAGAACAUUGUUGGAUUGCCCACGGGCGGCCAGGCCCUACUGUAGACACAGUAGAGAUGCUGGUGUCAUUUGUCUAAGAGCAACAGAACACAGUGGUAUGCGGCUAGUUGGUGGUAGCAGUGCUCUAGAGGGACGAGUAGAGGUGAAGUUUGGAAAUCUUUGGGGUACUAUCUGUGACGAUGACUGGGAUUUAGCUGAUGCUACCGUGGUUUGUCGUCAGCUGGGUUAUGGAGAGGCUCUCUCAGCUCCUGGUGGUGCAACAUUUGGUGAAGGAACUGGUUUAAUAGCCAUGGACGAAGUGGAUUGUAAAGGAACAGAAGACAAUCUGUCGGAUUGUGCAUAUCAUGCUAUGGAAGAUUGCCAACAUUCUGAAGAUGCUGGUGUGUCUUGUAGUGGAAUGCAACCAGCAUAUAAGUUUGGUCAAGUCCGUUUGGUAGACGGGAGCUCAGAAUAUGAGGGCUAUGUGGAGGUUAAUUACAACCGUCAGUGGGGUACAGUCUGUGACGUUGGAUGGGACAAACUUGAUGCGGAUGUCGUGUGUGAGGAGCUGGGAUUUGAUUUUGCCAUCUUUACAUCCGAAAGUCGUGAUUAUAACCGGUCCGCUGGUGGACCCGUCUGGCUUUCCAAUGUGCGCUGUAGUGGGACCGAAGACAGACUAGCCAAGUGUUACCAUGGAAAGUGGGAUGACAAUUACUGCUCACACGCUCAAGAUGUGUGGGUGAAAUGCAACAGUGCUCCAAGUACAAGUACAUCACUGACCACAGCGGCUAUUGUUGGGAUUGCAGUGGGAUCGUUUGUAGCUUUGAUUCUUUGCAUCUUCUGCAGUUAUUGGUUUUGCCGUUCGUCAAAAAACACCACUACUGCAAGUCCAGCGGCCUCCAGGACUACCUAUUCUCAAGUCCCAGCCAAUGAAGCCAACACAGCCACUCCAGUCAUCCACUAUCAUACUGCUCAACAGUCUGUCAGUGUAGCGCCCUCUAUAGGAACACAACCGUCAGCCACCAGGUAUCCAGCUAAUGAGACUCCACCGCCAUCUUAUGAGACCACUGUAGCUCAGCCCACAGUGUCCCCAUAAGUACUCAGCAAAGGGGCUGAAGCUGAGACAACACAGCAAACAGGUUCUUACAACCCCGCCUACUCACUUGCACAGUCCCCGCCCUGAUGAACUCAGGGCUGCACCUCAGACCCAAGUAAUGUCUAAUUCCAACAUACAAAUUACUCUCUGACUAAUAACCUUUGGCCUUAGCACCUCGUUAAGUCACAUAUUGAGCCCACUUGGUCCUGUGAAUGAAAAGCUGAAAAGGAUGCAACAUCAACUCAAGGAGAUACUGGAUUGUGUAACAGUGAAAAUGCUCUAUAAGAUGGUGAAAAAUGCCCAAAACAAAUACAGAAGUGGUUACUAGUGAUUAGAUUCAACUUGGGCCUCUUGUUAAUGAAGAACAUAAGAAAUGUUGGAAUUCUAAAUUUCCUUACUCAGCUAUUUCAUGUGGAAUGACAUGUCAGCAUGGAAUGUUCUGUGAUAUAACAUGGAAAUCACUGUUGCUCGUGAGUACCAAAAUUAACAUAUGCUUAUAACACAAAAGACACUAAACUCCUUUUAAAGUAGCAAAAAGAAAGAAAUGAAACGAGAGAACUGAAAUAGAAUGAUACAUUUUUAAGGGUUGUAGCAAAAAUUGAUCCCAAAUGUUACAAGUAAAAGGAGAUGAUUGUUGUCUGCGUAAUGCAAACAUCGGUCAUAAAUGCCUGAGGCAGGUGGAUCACUCUGAUUGGUUCUACACUACUGUGGCUAGUACGAAGUGUACUAUAUGUGAGCUGGUCUCUGUACAAGGAGAUUGUUUAGAACUAUAUAUGGAAGGCAUUCACUGUUAGACGUGAGGUAGAGGGGUGACUCACAAAAACAUGAAGAAAAUUUGAAUUGUAGAAUAGUUGGAUUGGAAUUCAAAUAGUGUGCUUGAAAGGUUUGAAGAGUAAGGAAAACACUGCGUAAUUGAUACUUGAUCACUUCCAAACCUGUAAGGUCUUUAUUUAGGUAUGAGGCUCAUGAUAACAGGAAGUGUUGAGUCAGUGCUAGUGUAUUCAUUACAGUGUAGAGGAAACUUGUUCUCCAAGUCCUCUCAUCGGGAGUCAGUUUCUCGUAAGUUUUAAAGUGCUGCAGCAUUUUAGCCAUUGUAACAUUUUAACAGGGCUGAGAAGUUUUUGAAAUGGUACACGUGAAAGUGUUGAUUGUAAAAUAUUGAAUAUUCAUAAAGCACUUGAUUGGCAAGUGUGAAAAGAUGUAUCUGGUUCGUAAGUGUGACAUCACCACGCCCACUGCACAUGGACAGCACAUAGUUACAUGCUUUGACCAUGGAACCGGAAGUGAAGGCGAAACUUCAGCGAUAGUCCAAUGGUAGCAUGCAAAUCGUGGCACGUCCGCCUUUGUGACGAAGUCACUUACGAAUCGGAUAAGUUGUAUAUGCAUACACAUUUACAUAUACACACUUAGAUAAUGCUAGAAGAUAUUACAUUCGUGUAAACAGACUUUUCUGAGAUUUUAUGGAGUGAUAUUUAUUGUAUCCUUAGCAUCAGAAACUGUAGGGAAAUUUCUAUAUUACAAUCUUUUCUGCAUGAAUAGUACUAUGUUUUGCAGCUGUCAUUAAGUGUACAUGUAUUAAAUCAGAUUAAUUGCCAAUUAUUCAUGUCAUAUGAGUCACUUAUAACCAUUUGAGCAGCUGGUAUAAUUUUAUGCUACAGAAAUUGAAUUAUUAUUAAUACUUUCACAUUUAAAAAGAUCCAAAAUUGCUACUUUGUAGACAUGUUAUAUUUUUGUCCGAAAUCAGGGCCACAGUGCUUACAUUCUGAAACAAAGGUCUAUGAAAAUGCCAGUAGUUUGCCAUAAAAGACGUGUAUUCAUUCCUUUAGGCCUGUUAAUGAAGCUUUUUAAAGUUUUAACUUCCUCCUUUUGGGGGGGAAGUAGAGGAAUACCAACUUUAUGAAAUUGAUGAGACUUGAGAGUUGGACAAGAGAAGGUCCUGCAGAACACUUGUCAAGCUUUGUCUGUAAUGUCUACAUUUUUAUCUCUUUUCCAAACUUUUUAUUCCUUGUGAUGUAUUGGGGCAGAUAGAACCAGAUAGUGUAAGUCAAACUUUUUCAAAAAAUUUCAACAUUUUUGUCAAACUGUUAGUUUGACAAAAAUGUUGAAAUAUUUCAAUACCUGCAAGGUGGGUAUCAUCUUAGACGGAUUUCAUUUCCAAUAGUUGUACAUUGUAGAAUAGGAUUUGUAUCCAUUUUUGAUGACAAGUACAAAGUGUCUGUAAUCGUUAAUGUGAUUGUAGUAAUACAUUACAGUUUACACAGUGACACAACACUAGAAGCAAAUAUAAGCCUCGUCUGAAUUAUUUGAUCGACUGAGGCUUGAAAUUACAUCCAUCGCCUUGUGAGCCAGAUACAAGUAAUUGGGACAUAGUUUUACAUCACUAGAAGGCUGGCACUGCAUACCUGUUUAGUGAAAGGUGUAUUUUUCAACAAUCAGAACACUUGAACUGAGGUUGGAAUCCAGACCAUAUGGAAAUCUGUACUAAUUCAAUCAUGGAUGCAGUAUGACAAAACAGAAAAUGUUUUCAUUUGAAACGAUUUUUUUGAAUAAAUACAUGUAUUGAGAUAAAAUAAAUACGAUUUCAAUCUACGGCGAACUUACA
Molecule: messenger RNA, 4810 nt
Organism: Acanthaster planci (crown-of-thorns starfish)
Lineage: Eukaryota; Metazoa; Echinodermata; Asteroidea; Valvatida; Acanthasteridae
Product: scavenger receptor cysteine-rich domain-containing protein DMBT1-like
Cellular component (GO): membrane
Source: RefSeq, a predicted model, not a curated record